AUGGGCAGUGUUAAUAGAGUGAGUUUCUUUUACCUUUUCAAAAGUAAAAUGCUAUUCCUCUUGCAGAAUCGCAUGGACGAGCGUCGCCCGGCCGGCCACCAUCGAGAUCACACCCGCGGAGACAACCGUCCGCACCAGCCAUCGCAUCAGAACCCGGCCCAUUUCCCGUCGCAGCGUCGGACGAUUUCACCGCCACGAGGCAGAUCUCCGCCACGUCAUCAUCAUCAUCAGAAUGCGCAUCGGGAGAACAACGAGAAGAGACCAGUGGUUAGCAAGUUUUGUGGACGCCUUCAUUCAUUCAUUUGGGCUCUGAUGAGAAUAAUAGAGAAAAGUGCAAAAAGGGUGUGUGUGCCCGAGAGAAUUUUGUGUGUGAAAAUGUGGAAUAAUCGGAUCACUUCUUCUUCUUCUUCUUCUUCCUCUUCUUGGAGAUCCAUCGUCACUCUCUCUAGGCCUCGACGCACUCGAAUUCGAUGGGAACGACGACUUCUUUUGGCGGAGGCGGCAGCGGUGGAGGAGGCGGAGGAGUCAGACGGAGAGAAUCGGACGGAGAACGACGCAGAGACGCGGGGAACGGCGGAAAGGAACCACUGGCGACGGAGGACCGAAAAAAGGAACGACAUGGGGAACCGGUAAGGUCUUGGAGGGUUUAGAGACUUUUUCCGCAAUCAAACUCUAUUAAAAAAAAAUGUUUAGGAACGCCGGAACAAGUCCCCGUUGACUCGGCCGCGUGACCGCGUCAAAUCGCCGCCAUCCGCCGACAAGGACCACCGAAAUGUGGCCGCCCGUAUUCAGGCCCCGGUGAUUCCACGUCAGCACCACGGAAAAGAUCGAAAGAAGCCGAUGCCGGUGAGUUGCGAAAAUCCCUGAAUGUUUCCUUCGUUUUUCCCAUUCUUGAAGAAGUUUUAUGUGAAGUGUAAAUAUGCAACAAAACGCUGCCAAACAAUAUUCGAAUACAUUCGCGAAUGCCGUCAUCGGUGAUAAAAUCGGCGGAAAGUGAUAAAAACGGAGGGAGAGAGUGCUGAAAAUGCGAGAAACGCAGAGAGCACACUUUGUGAUUGAUUGCCCUCCUUCCCUUCCAAAUUCGGACGCGAAAGGGGCGGAGUCGGACGUUUGCACAGAGAAAAUUGAGUUUGAUUAGAAUUCACGAGGAACAGUUCAAAAAUUGUCUUGUUACAGUUUUUUUAAACUUAUUCAUCAAACCCCUUUUUCUAUGCAAAAUUCGACACAAUCACAGUUCCAGUGCAACUAUCGAGUACUUUCUGCGUGUGAUAAGCGGAUUAGCGCACUCAAACCGUCAUUUCAAGACACGGAGAUUAGCCUUAAGAAGUGUCCAAACCCCUCUUUUCUUCCUAUUCUCAUCCUAAACACCCUAAAUUUCGCUAGUUUCACAGUCCGCUUCUAAUUUACGACAAGUUCCAGAAGCGUCAAAUGGAUUUCCGUCCGAAGACGUACGCGACGGGCGUCUCCGCGCCGCCACCGCCACGGGACUCCCGUCCGAAUCGUGAUCGGAAAGACAACGCGCCGCCGCCGCCACGUCAUCAGAAACCGUACUCGUCGGAUGCGCAGAAAAGAGGCGAAAAUCGGAAAGAGCCGGUCAGAAGACGUGAGAAUGUGGAGGAAAAGAAGAGAGGAAGAAGCGAGCGGAAAGAGGAGCGCAAGGGGAAGUCGGAGGAGCGAAUUGUGGACGAGAACCGGAAGGAGGACGAGGACGUCGCCCUGCAGGGACUCGAGGAGGUCGAUUGUUGUAAGUUGGCGUUGGGGAAACUUCUGAAAAUGAUUGGAAUUUAUCUAACUCCUGCUCUAUUUCAGGCGAAGGCGACGAACCGAAUACUGAAAUUGCACAAAAAUCCGAGGAGAAGGAGUCUGCGGAAAAACCAGCUGAGAAGACGUCUUCGAGUGCUUCAGCGUACGAUUUCCGUCACAAUUUUCUUCGAAAAACUAACAGUUUGCCCAGUUUCAGUAACUCUGACAGUGAGGAAGAAUUGGAUUACGAAGAAGACGAUAUCGACGUGGAUCUGGACGACGACAUCGACGUGGAAACGAUGAAAUUGGCGGCGCGCGGCGAUUUGAUAAUAGAAGCGGCGACAGAUGAGGAGGAGGAGGAGCGGAAGAAAGACGAAGAAGAGGAUGAGAUUGCGGAGGAGAAGAAAGAGGAAGACGUAGAGGAAAGAGAUGGAGAGCCGCAGAAGAAGAGAGUGCGCACCGAGGAGAAGGAGAAGAUCAAGGAACGACGGACGGCACGUGGUACGACAAAUGGGACUGGUUUACUAACAAUUGUUGGAAGUUUGCACGGAAAAUUGAAAACCAACAACAGGCCAAAAAUUUGGAGAAUCCGCAUCGGAAACCGUGUUUUACCCCUUCUUUCUGUCCUCCAGCAGUUUGCACUUCCCCACCCCUGCCCCAACCACCGUUAAAACGGUUUUCCUCAUCUCAAACCGUUUUUGGGCAGAACAUCUCGAAAAUAUACCCGAAAUGUUGCACCCCUCUGGAACCAAAACUCUUGAAAGAAGCUGAAAACCCGUAUUCUUGCACACUUCUCUCACGCCCUGUCCAAAAACAGCUCACCGAGCACCAAAAGCUUCAGCACCAACAGAUUUUAGAGAAUUAUGGAACAACUAAAAAAAAGAAGACCACUAUACUAACAAAGGUGUCCCAUGUUCCAUGAAAACCCGCGGAAAAUAAUUCAGUCACCCAAAAGUCGAGCCCCUGGAAAAUCCCCAACCCGAAAAGUCCUUCCCAAAGUUCCCCAAAUCCCGUAACUAAAAAGUCCCCCCAAAGACCCCGAGCCCCACAAUAUCCGUUCCCUUAGGAACCACCACCACCAACGCCUCGUCUUCGUCCACAUCGAAACGUCGUUCGGAAGCGACCAGGAGGGAUCGUCGUUCGCCGGAUCGCAAGGAUCGUCGUCACGGAUCGGGAGCAGGAGGAAGCGUUCGGCCACCACGCGAAGGAGCCGAGCGGCGCAUUGCGAAACGGACGGAAAGAGGCGGAACAUUGGGAGCAGAUCACAACGCAGCAGGUACAGAUGAUGACGUUAAAAUGGUGACGCCGCCGAUGAUACCGUCGCUGCUGACGAUGCGGAUAGAGAGGCCGUUUAGUGUUGAGGCUUUGGUAGAAAAGAGACGCUGGUGUCAGUGCGCAUGUCAGUUCCCCUCGACGUCGUCGGGCUCCCUGGAAGCGUCGCCCUCUUCGUCGACGUCUUCUGCUUCUUCUUCUUCUACUUCUUCGGCCGCAGGAUCUUCCGUCAGCAGCAGCAGAAGCAGCUCCUCAAACUGCCCAGCUGCGAUUCCGUCGCUGAUGUCUCUGCGGACCACUAAUGCCAUCUUUUUAGCCACAAGACGGAGCCACCAGCAUCCACAGCCACAUCCACAUCAGCACGGGGAUCCGGCGAGGAUCGCAGGACCCAGAAGAUCCGUCGAAGGACCGUUCCGACGAGCAAGGACACCGCCGGAACGACGCCCACGCGAGGAGAGACGAAUGGAGUUUAUGGCGGCCAGGAAGAGUUUUGGAGCGGGAGUAGGAGGAGGAGGAGGUGCGCCCGGAGGAUUCAGAAAUGGAGGAGUGGGCGAUCAGGGACCGAGGGUGAGCAAUCGCUAUUUUGGACAUUUUGAUUAUAGUUGUGAUUUUACGACUUCUGAGCUGGUUUUUUGGAUUUUUCUUCUAAUUCCUCCCAUUUUCAGCGUCGUUCUCCGUUCCAUCGUCGUCCAUCACCGCCACAUGGCAAGCCGGGAGAGCGCGUCGUUCACUCGUACCGGAACGGAAUCUAA
Messenger RNA from Caenorhabditis sp. 36 PRJEB53466, 3767 nucleotides. Lineage: Eukaryota; Metazoa; Nematoda; Chromadorea; Rhabditida; Rhabditidae. The record is from the annotation of a GenBank genome assembly.